CCUUCCGUGUGCCACCUGAUUUUGCCGGGCACAAUUUAUACUUGUUUAUACUUAUUAUCUUAUGUACACGUCAGAAGUCCUCCUAUCAGCUCAUUAUGUGUUAAUAAUCGUAAAAUAUUAAACCGUAAGUAGCCACUGUAGAAACACAACUUGAUUGGAAGGCCAACCGAUAGUUCAGUCAUUCUGGAUUUUGUACAUCCUCAUUAAUCAUCCUUUCACUUUAGUGAAACUCAAAGAAGCCUCAAAAAUUAAUCUUAAACUCACAUUAUUAUUUAUCUUCAUAGCAUUUUUGCUAUUAAUUUUUUGUAUUUAUUUAAUUACUCAAGAAGAAACUGUGAAAAACAUGUCGAAACCUAAAGUAUAUGUCGUUGGCGUUGGAAUGACCAAGUUUGAAAAACCGGGCCGUAGAGAUGACUUUGAUUAUCCUCAAAUGGCCGUGGAAGCAGUUACUAAAGCAUUAAAUGAUGCUAACAUUAAUAUACAAAAAGUAGACCAAGCAUGUGUUGGUUAUGUAUAUGGUGAUUCAACAUGUGGUCAACGAGCAUUGUAUGAAGUGGGAAUGACUGGAAUUCCUGUUUACAAUGUCCAUAAUAAUUGCUCAACUGGGUCUACAGCAUUAUAUUUAGCAAAACAAAUUAUUGAAUCUCAGAAUGCUGAUUGUGUUCUUGCGCUAGGUUUCGAAAAGAUGGAACGUGGGUCAUUAUCAGCAAAGUAUUUAGAUAGAACAAAUCCAAUGGAUAAACAUGUUUCUUUAAUGGGUGAUAUUGUAGGAUUAGAUGCUUCGCCAAUAACUGCUCAACUUUUUGGAAAUGCAGCUUUAGAAUACAUGAAAAAAUAUAAUGUUAGACCAGAAACUCUUGCUAAAAUUGCUUAUAAAAAUCAUAAACAUUCUGUAAAUAAUCCAUAUUCACAAUUCCAAAAAGAAUACUCUUUACAAGAAAUAUUGCAGUCACCUCAAGUAUUUGGACCAUUAACAAAAUUACAAUGUUGUCCAACUUCUGAUGGUUCUGCUGCUGCCAUUUUAGCUUCAGAACGUUUUGUCAUUGAAAAUAAUCUUCAGGCACAAGCUAUUGAAAUUGUUGGUAUGGAAAUGACUACAGAUCCACCAACAACAUUUACAGACAAAAGCUGUGUUAAAAUUGUAGGAUAUGAUAUGACUAAAUUGGCUGCUAGUAAAUUAUUUAAUAAAACUAAAAUUAAACCAAGUGAUAUUGAUGUAGUUGAAUUGCAUGAUUGCUUUUCUGCAAAUGAAUUACUUACAUAUGAAGCGUUAGGUCUAUGUGAACCUGGCAAAGCAGGAGAAUUUGUAGAGUCAGGUGCCAAUACUUAUGGAGGACGUGUAGUAGUAAAUCCUAGUGGUGGAUUGAUAUCUAAAGGUCAUCCUUUAGGUGCUACAGGUAUUGCACAGUGUAGCGAACUUUAUUGGCAACUUCUAGGGAAAGCUGAUAAGAGACAAGUCCCUGGCGCAAAACUUGGACUACAACAAAAUAUUGGUUUAGGUGGUGCUGUUAUAGUUGCUGUCUAUCGCCAUGGAUUCCCAAAUUUAGCUCCAAAAUUAUCUAAGCCAGAACAAACAAAUAAACUUAAUACGGAUAAGGAUCCAUCAAACUUUAAAGUACACAAGGCACUAAAACUCUUAGAACAAGCUAUGCUUGAUGAUAAAGAAAAUAGUAUUGAAAAAGUUCGUGGAAUAUAUUGUUUUAAAGUUAGAAAUAGUAGUGGACAAGAAGGAAUGUGGAUUAUAAAUGCUAAACAUGGAAAAGGCAGUGUAACAUUUUAUGGAAAAGAAAAACCUGAUGUUACAUUCACCAUGAAGGAUGAUGAUGUUGUUGACUUAAUAGUAGGAAAGUUAAAUCCCCAAAAAGCUUUCUUUCAAGGUAAAAUUAAAAUUCAGGGAAAUAUGGGACUAGCUUUAAAACUGGUCGAUUUGCAAAAUUUAAUGGGACAUAAAAUAGCAGAACUACGAUCAAAAUUAUAAUAUUUUUUUGUUAUUAUUGUUUGUAUUUAAGGUUAAUUUAAUUGGAAUUUUUAUAAAUAUAUAUAUAUAUAUUUAUGUAUGUGGUAUGGUGUGGACUACUUUUUAAAUUACAUUACUGUUAUUUUAAUGGGAUCAAGUUUCUAGAUUGAAUUUUUAUAAUUUUGGAUGUAAUUUGUUAAAUAUUAUACUUGUUUUUAUUUUCAUUUUCGACCUGUUAUUGGGAAUAAGUCUGAUGUGAUAAGAUUAAAAUAAAUUAAAUUGCUAUCUAUUAAA
Messenger RNA from Daktulosphaira vitifoliae (grape phylloxera), 2251 nucleotides. It is a transcript of the gene ScpX, whose product is annotated as sterol carrier protein 2. Lineage: Eukaryota; Metazoa; Arthropoda; Insecta; Hemiptera; Phylloxeridae. The record is from RefSeq and is a predicted model, not a curated record. The transcript is spliced from 9 exons. Gene Ontology annotation, molecular function: acyltransferase activity, transferring groups other than amino-acyl groups. Bases 344 to 1978 code for a protein of 544 amino acids.